GUUUCGGGACUGGCUGCUCCCCUGCCCGCUGACUGACUGGUUUGUGUGUGUGAGCUCGGGGAGGAGUGUACGUGACCCGCCCACAGGGAGAGGCAGCGAAACCGGACCGAACUCUCACAGAGUAAAACAGCUCUCAGUCUGCCGGAAGGAUGGUGCUUGUAAACGAGAUCCUCAGUCAGAUCGUUCAGGUGGAUCGGCCAAUGAACUGGGGAGGUCUGGCCACCCUGAAACCUUACGCCAACUUCUUUGCUGAAGACGAUGCGAAGGCUCUGAAGCAGGCAAUGGAUGUGAAAGGAGUUGACGAAGCUGCUAUUGUCAAAAUCCUCUCCAAUCGCACCUGGGACCAAAGGCAACUCAUCACUAAAGCUUUCAACAAACAGUACAAUGUGGAACUAGAGGCCUCGCUCAAGAAGAAGCUGUCUGGCAAUCUGGAGAACGUUGUUGUCACUCUGCUCAAGUCACCAGAGGAUCGCGAUGCCCAGGGGCUUAAAGAAGCAAUGAAGGGCCUGGGGACAGACGAAGACUCUCUGAUCGAAAUCCUCAGCAUCCGGUCCAAGGGGGAAUUGCAGCUGAUCACCGCAGCUUACCAGCGAGACUAUCAGAAGACCUUGGAACAGGACAUCAAGGGUGAUGUGAAGGGGAAGUUCCAGGCCCUCCUCCUCAACCUGUUGAAGGGGCGGAGGGAAGACAACUCCAACGUCAUCAACCACGAAUUGAUCGAAGAGGAUGCCAGGGCCCUGCAUACGAUCGCCAUCCAGAAGAAGCCUGAUUUCGAUGGCUGGAUCCCCAUCUUCACUGAGAGAAGCCAAAAACAUCUGAACCGAGUGUUUAAACUCUAUAAGGUCUACAGCGGCCAGGACAUCACAGAAACGAUCAAAAAGCAGAUGAAGGGAGAUGAUGAGAAGGGAUUCCUCGCUGUAGUGCACAGCAUCCAGAACACCUCCGAGUACCUCGCUGACCGAUUGCACCAGUGUAUGAAGUCAUUUGGGACCAAGGAUGGACCCCUGAUCCGGCUGCUUGUGUCCCGUUGUGAGAAUGAUCUCCUGAGCAUCCGAGCGGAGUACAGGAAGAAAUACGGGAAGUCACUGUACACAGCAAUCAAGGGUGACACGAAGGGCGAUUACCAGACAGCUCUGCUGGGUCUGUGUGGUGGAGAGGACCUGUAGAUGCAUUGUCCAUGGGCGUCUCCUGGGUCCAGCCUUGCUGCCAGAAGUAAAUGAACACGCCGGGUAUGCACAGAUGGACACAUUUGCCCCACAGACACAUGAACAGAAGCAGCAACUGGCAGCAGACAGAGAAACACUGGGACAUAAUACACACACACACAUUCAUGUAUGUUACACACACAUACACAGGCACACUUGGGCCUCUGCUGCUACACGUGCUCACACACUUGCAAAGAGAAGUAUUCAUACACGUGAUUCCACCUCCCCCUUCCCAUGCCGGAUCUUCUCUUGGGAAUGUCCCAGUCCUUGGGAUGGGAUUUGCUGUGACCGGGUCCUGAGACAAUUUCCACUAGAAAUGUCAAUAAAACAAUGACUGCUUUCACAAAUCUUCAGAUGUGUGCCAAGCGUCCUUCACCAGCACCGAACCAGCUUUUCAAAUCUCCCCAACCUACUCAGUGUCCUGGCUCUUCACCCCUCACUACCUCCAGGAGGGAGACCUUGGCCCCCAGAAACCCCUCAAGCAGUUCAGUGUGAACACAGAAUGACCCCAGAUCCCUAGAUUCCAUGUCUCUAAACUCUACCAUACAUGGAGUUAUGUAGCUGUUCCUUCAGAGCAAAACACACAAAAUGCUGGAGGAACUCGGCAUAUAUGGAGGGAAAGUUUUGGCCAGAGACACUUCAUUAGGACUAGGGAAGAUAAGGGAAGGAGCUAUUCCUCAUCCCAAAUCAUGGGAGAACCUUCUGUGGAAGGACUGUAGUGGCUAAAAAAGGUGAUGAGUGAGCCUCAAACUCAGUCUUACAGUCCAGGGUCUCUAACAGGCACAAUCCAUCUUGGCAGAGCAAUGGGAUUAAAAACCAGAUCACCUCCCUCUGGUUCCUCCCUUCCUUCCCUUUCUUCCUUAGUCCACUCUCGUUCUAUCAGAUUCUUUCAUCUCCAGCCUUUAUCUCUUCAUUUCCACCAACCCACCUUCCCCUUCACCUGGACUCAUGUACCAGUUUCAAUUGGACUUCCCAUGUUGGUCCAAGUCCUCCACUACUACCAAGAUGAAGCCAACCUCAGGUUGGAGAAGCAACACCUCAUAUUCUGUCAGGGUAGCCUCCAAUGAGAUGGCAUGAACAUCGAUUUCUCCAACAUCUGAUAAUUUCUCCCCCUCUCUCUUCGCUCUUUCCGUUCCUCUUUCCGGUUCUCCCUCACUCCCUCUCCUCAUCUGCCCAUCGUCACUCCCUGGUUCCCUUCCUCUUUCCCUUUUUCCCAUGGUCCACUCCUCUCAUAACAGAUUCUCACGGCUCUUGUGUGAUCCUCUUCUCCACUCAGCUAUCACCUUCCAGUUUGUGUUCCUUCCCCUUCUGUCCACCUUAUUCUGCCUUCUGCCCUGUUCCUUUUCAGUCCUGGAGAAGGGUCUUGGCCCGAAAUGUUGACCGUUUAUUCCACUCCACAGAUGCUGCCUGACCUGCUGAGUUCCUCCAGCAUUUUGUUUCUCAGAGAUUGCAGCAACAGACAAUCUGCUGGAGGAACUCAGCCAGUCGAGCAGCAUUUGUAGAGGGAAAGGAAAUGUCGAUAUUUUGGGUAGAUGUUCUGCAUCAGGAAAUACUAACAAUUCUACCUCCCCUAGCAGACGCUGGUCAUCCACAAAGUUCCUCCUGCAGAUUGUUUUGUGGCUCCUGUUCCCAGUGAGGUUUGGUUGAGGUGCUUUCCAAGGAGAAUCCGUCACCCCCCAUUACACAUUUGUUCCAUGGGCCCAGCAGAACAGCCAGCAUACAGUGCAGUCCUACCUCAGAUCUGGUGCAUGGGGACUCGUUUGAGUGGAUGCCCAGAAAUUUGAUUUACCUUAUGGGCAAGUGAAAGCCUUCUUGGUCUGGGCAAUGGGUUUGAAGCAUAAUGGUGCUACCUACAUAGGAUGAAGUGCCAAGCAACAGGAACAGGCAACAGAGAACAGCCUUGACAUUGACCACAUCCUGGUGAGAUCCAGGGCAAGAUUAAACCUAAAAACGAGGCUUAUAGGCCCUAAUAAAAGUGAAUAAAAUUAUUUGGCAAAACUCUUUAUUCGAGAUACAAAAUAUGCAAAUAUAUAUAUAUUUACAACUAAACAUUUAUUUCUAAAUAUUCUAAUGCAAAAUAUUCCAAAAAUGCCUGAGUUUUACAAAGCUACUUAGAUUUUUUUAAAUUGGCAAAUAAACAAUUUGUCAGAAAAAAGCCCAAAACGUCUUCUUGCAAGAAAUUGGCUUCUUUCCACCCCCCCCCCUGAUUAAUUGGGGAAAAAAAAGCUAAGUUCCUUUGUACUAAAACUACAAUUGGGAAUAUAGUCUGUGCAAAAUUUGAAAAGUCCAUUUGUUUUGAGAAAAUAAACUUAUCUUCAGUCAGCCUGUGCCUGGUUGCCAUGGAAAUAAUGCGGAAUAGGCCACAGUCUAACUUCUAAGGACCAGCUGACUGAUGAUCUAAGUUGGAUCUUUAACUUCUGAACUUGCGCUGGAAGCUUGGAUGGGAUCUCGGAUUGAAUUGGGAUUCGGCCUGCGCUGGUGGUCAACUUGCUCAUUCCCUGGAGAGACAGUCCCAAUUCUUUGCCCCAUUGUCUAUCUGACAAUCUGCAAACCUUUCCACCUCUCUGAGGCAAUGGAUCCAGGGAAUCAGCUGCUAAAGACACUUGCUUCCUGAUCCCGCUGUCUGCCGGACGAUGAAUGGCUUCCAUUUGCCUCGGCUCUUCCAAGGAAGACUUGGGACCACCUGUACUGAGGGUCUCCUUACUACCCCUGGACAAGGCUGUUGGGGGAACAGGAUAGGGGGCAGUGGGGGUACUCAUGGAGAUUGGUCCUGUGGGGGUGGGGAGGAGUGUGGUGGCUGCUGAAAGAAUCUCAAUAAUCAGUAUCUCUCCCUCCCCUCUGCUCCCUCACUCUCUACCUCCCUCUGUGCCAU
Molecule: messenger RNA, 4077 nt
Organism: Hypanus sabinus (Atlantic stingray)
Lineage: Eukaryota; Metazoa; Chordata; Chondrichthyes; Myliobatiformes; Dasyatidae
Product: annexin A2-like
Exons: 13
Coding region: 150-1166 (338 amino acids)
Biological process (GO): negative regulation of coagulation
Cellular component (GO): cytoplasm
Molecular function (GO): calcium ion binding; calcium-dependent phospholipid binding
Source: RefSeq, a predicted model, not a curated record